This is a messenger RNA of Funneliformis geosporum, 844 nucleotides long. The record is from the annotation of a GenBank genome assembly. Lineage: Eukaryota; Fungi; Glomeromycota; Glomeromycetes; Glomerales; Glomeraceae.
UGGAAAUAUGUUGCAAGAUAAAGAAUAUUCUUAUAUUUCAGAUUUUGGAUUAACUAGACCGGCAGAUAAGCCAUAUUCGAAUGACAAAAUAUAUGAUUUUGGUAUAAUCAUGGCUAAAUUAUCAAUUAGAAAUCCUCUAUUUUAUGAUAAAAAACAUAACGCGUCUUUAACUUUAAAUAUUUGUAAUGGACUUCUUCCAGAAUUUGGAAAAGGAACUCCUGAAUUUUAUAAGGAAUUGGCUUAUAGAUGUAUAAAUGCAAAUCCAAAUGAAAGACCAACGAGUAAAGACUUAAGAGAAAUAUUAAGAUUUUGGUUUGAGUCUACUGAUCUUUAUUGGAUUAUCAGAAUUGGUUCUAAAUUAUUUGGUGACUCUAAAUUACAAUUUAUCAACCUUACUGAUUUACAAAAUUUAGGAUAUUGUCAUAAGGAUUUUCAUAGUAGAAAUAUAUUGCAAGAUGAAGUAGUUACUUACGUUUCAGAUUUUGGAUUAUUAGGAUCAACAGAUAAGCAAGGAUCGAAAUACAAAAUAUCCUCUGAUAUCUAUAGUUUUGGUGUAAUUAUGGCUGAAUUAUCAACCGGAAAUCCUCCUUUUUAUGAUAGAAAACAUGUGUCUUUAGCCUUAGAUAUUUGUAAUGGACUUCGUCCAGAAUUUGGAAAAGGAACCCCUGAAUUUUAUAAGGAAUUAGCUUAUAGGUGUAUGAAUGCAAAUCCAAAUCAACGACCAACAGCCGAUGAAUUAAUUAGUAUAUUGGAAUUUUGGGAUAAUUCUAUUAGAUAUGAUGAACCUAGAGAAAAUAAAAGGGUGCAAGUAAUCGAAAUUUUCGAUGUGCCCGAAGCUAUCUAA